GAACCCUAGCUAAAUAAACAUGAAGAUAGAGUGUUUUAUUGUUUUUGCUUUUAUUCCGUGGUACGGUGCGCAGGAGUCUGGUUCGCUCAACUACAAGUUUUAUCCAGAGCUGAAUGGAUGGUUGAAACUACACACCGCCAUUAAAGCGUUUGAUGGAGCUAAAAAGACUUGUGAAAAUGAAGAUGCUAUCCUUGGGUCCCCAACGGGCCUGGACCUUCUCGAGAAGAUGAAGGAUCUGACGCGGGAUGGCUUCAACGUACCUACUAGUAUCUACACGGGAAUAAAAACUUACAAUGGAGCAUAUUUUUCUAUUGAUCGUAAACCUAUAGGUAAAUCAGCAGCCAAGUGGGGUAAAGGCGAACCAAACUACGAUAGAAUCGAAGGAAAGGACAUAUGUCUCCUGCUUCAGCCCGACGGUACACUGGCGACGGAAAACUGCGAUUCCACGCGACCUUUCGUUUGCUACAAGAAAGUUGAAAAACCGGAAGAUGAGCAAUGUGGUCCCACGGCUAUUGACAAGGAAUAUAGGUUGGACAAACAAACACGCAGAUGCUAUAAAUUCGUACCAGAAGUGAAAUCUUGGAAUGAUUCGGUCUGGAAUUGUCUGGAAGAAGAAGCAUAUCCGUCUACAGUCUACACUGUUGAAAAAGCGUUAGCGAUUAAAGAGAUCUAUACAAAAAAAAUGUUACAAGAGAAGACAAAAGAGAAAACUAAUGUGCAUUUCAUAGGAUUCAGAUAUUAUGAAGAUGUGGAAGCUUGGUUGACUGUUUUUGGUCAAUCUAUACCGGAAGCUGCUUUCUGGAGUAACGAACAGCCAAUACCUUUCAAAGACGAGAAACCAAUAAAUGAACAAAUUGCUUGUGGUGCUAUAGAUGUUACUUCUGACAAACCUGAGCUUUCAGUUGUUUCGUGUGAGGAGAAAUAUCCAUCCAUUUGCGAAAAACCUGCACCAGAUGAAGAGAGCGUUGAGGACUGA
Messenger RNA from Hyposmocoma kahamanoa, 976 nucleotides. RefSeq lists its product as uncharacterized. NCBI's taxonomy places the organism in Eukaryota, Metazoa, Arthropoda, Insecta, Lepidoptera, Cosmopterigidae. The transcript is spliced from 6 exons. Bases 20 to 976 code for a protein of 318 amino acids. The record is from RefSeq and is a predicted model, not a curated record.